Dinoponera quadriceps is the source of this 752-nucleotide messenger RNA. Its product is annotated as L-galactose dehydrogenase-like. NCBI's taxonomy places the organism in Eukaryota, Metazoa, Arthropoda, Insecta, Hymenoptera, Formicidae. Bases 180 to 737 code for a protein of 185 amino acids. The transcript is spliced from 4 exons. Gene Ontology annotation, cellular component: cytosol. The record is from RefSeq and is a predicted model, not a curated record. Gene Ontology annotation, molecular function: oxidoreductase activity.
ACGAACAGACCUAAUAUGUCACGGGACUGUUACGUCAAUGAAUCGUUGAUGAACAUACGAUUGCUGUAUGCGUACAAUUCACGAUCUAUCCACGUGUGAUUCGCAUUAAAUGAGUGGUAUUGAAGUGCUUGAUGAUAAUCGUUCGGUUGGAACCUGACUACUUGUGAUAACUACAUUGCAUGACAGUUGAAUUUCACGCGAGGGAACUGCCGCAGCAAGAUUUAUUUUGUCAACUUGAUAAACGGAAUUCAGCAAAUAUGAAUUCCUUACCAUCUACCUACGUCGAAGGUUUUCACGACCUUGAGGCAGUCAGAACUAUGGAAUACAAAAAGCUCGGGAAAACAGGUUUAAUGGUCAGCAAAUUGUCUUUCGGCAGCGGUCCUCUCGGUUAUCAUUAUGGCACUUAUGAUGAAGCAGACGCUAUCGAGGCAGUACGGCGAGCAAUAAAGCAAGGCGUCAACUUUAUUGACACGGCACCGUUUUACGGUCAAGGUCGAUCAGAAAAAACACUUGGCAAAGCGUUGAAAGGGAUUCCGCGACAUGCUUACUACAUUGCGACAAAAGUCGGCAGAUAUGAGUUAGAUUACGAGAACAUGUUUGACUUCACGGUCGAAAAAACCAGGAAGAGUUUCGAGAAAAGUUUGAAAUUACUUGGCGUGGAUUACAUCGACGUUAUUCAGGUAAGAGACAACGCGCGAUAUCAAAUCAAUCAAUUACGCAUAAAAAUUCAGAUAUGAGAAUGAGCCAAUUAA